CGCAGUGUGAAGCUCCCGCACCAUGUUCUAGAGAUUUCACUCUACACCUGCGGUCAAAAUGGCGUUCAACAUGAGAAGCCGUGCUCCAACAAACGACACAAGAUUAUACGAGUUGUUAGGAGUGUCUAAAAAUGCGAGUGAAACAGAAAUUAAAAAGGCGUACAGGAAACUAGCCAAGGAGUACCAUCCUGACAAAAACCCCAAUGCUGGAGAAAAGUUUAAGGAAAUCAGUUUUGCUUAUGAAGUGCUGAGUAAUACUGAGAAACGAGACACAUACGACCGCUAUGGCCUGGAAGGUCUCAAGGAAGGAGCUGGAGAAGGAGGAGGCUUUGAUGACAUCUUUUCCCAUUUCUUUGGGGGUGGCUUAUUUGGCGGUGGCGGUGGUGGUUUUGGCGGGGGGAGGAGACAGAGAAAGAUGAAAGGGGAGGACACUGUGCAUCGUCUUGGGGUUUCACUUGAAGAUCUUUACAAUGGUAAAACUUCCAAGCUACAGCUAAGCAAGAACGUCAUUUGUGGAAGUUGUAAAGGACAUGGUGGUAAACAGGGUGCCAUGCAGCCUUGUCACAGUUGUCAUGGGCGAGGUAUUAAGGUGACGAUACGUCAGAUUGGGCCUGGUAUGGUACAGCAGAUGCAGUCUACCUGUACGGACUGUAGAGGAGAAGGGGAGCGAAUCAACGACAGGGAUCGAUGCAAGAAAUGCAAUGGAGCUAAAGUCAAUAAGGAAACAAAGAUCCUUGAAGUUCACAUUGAUAAAGGCAUGCGAGAGGGCCAGAAGAUCACAUUCCAUGGGGAAGGAGAUCAACAGCCUGGAAUAGAAUCCGGUGAUGUCAUCAUUGUCCUCGUUGAGAAAGACAAUGACGCCUUCAAGCGUGUUGGUAACGACCUGUACAGGGAGCAAGAAGUCACCAUCACAGAAGCACUGUGUGGCUUCCAAAUAACACUCAAACACUUGGAUGACCGUCAGCUACUCAUCAAAUGCCCUGGGGGAAGUGUUAUACAACCAGGUUGUAAACGUGUAGUAGAGAAUGAAGGUAUGCCAUUCUACAGGAAUCCAUUCACCAAAGGCAAUCUGAUCAUGAAGUUCAACGUUAAGUUUCCUGAAAAUAACUUUGCAAGUAGUGAACAGCUUAAGAAAUUGGAGAAACUUCUUCCACCCAGACCAAACCAUGAAGCUGCUGGUGAGGAUGCUGAAGAGGUUGAACUGGUAGAGUUUGAGGCCUCACACACCAAUUCGCAUAACCACCGAAGCGAGGCUUACCACGAUGACGACGACGAAGAUGAAAGUGGAGGCGGCGGUCCGUCUGUGCAAUGUGCGCAUCAAUGAAAACCGACUGGCUGCGGACUGGCGGCAAGUCAAUUUUCUAGGCUAGGAACAGACUUGCAUCGAGUCUAACCCUAACCGAGCUGGGAGCGGACUAAUGGGCAAGUCUAACAAUAAAUAACAUAGUAGAUACCAUGUAAAGAGGGCAGGGUGUGUGUGUCAUGUAUUAAAAGUAAUCAUUACAAGAAUUUAACAUCACUGUAUAAAAUUCAGACUGUCUCAUCUCAUAAUUUUCCCCCAUUUUAAAUAAUGGAACAGUCUUGAUUUUCCUCCAAAUAAAUUUUGGUUUUACUGUUGCGCGCAUACGCUGUCAAUAUCUGACGAAUUAUUU
Asterias rubens (European starfish) is the source of this 1652-nucleotide messenger RNA. RefSeq names its product dnaJ homolog subfamily A member 2-like. Lineage: Eukaryota; Metazoa; Echinodermata; Asteroidea; Forcipulatida; Asteriidae. The transcript has 10 exons. The coding region runs from base 59 to 1324 and encodes 421 amino acids. Gene Ontology annotation, biological process: response to heat; protein refolding. The record is from RefSeq and is a predicted model, not a curated record. Gene Ontology annotation, molecular function: Hsp70 protein binding; ATP binding. Gene Ontology annotation, cellular component: cytosol; cytoplasm.